ACCCCUCCCCUGCUUCAGGGGGAUUUAAUAAGGCCCUCCGCACCACUCUGGUACCACUUCAGCUUCUCAAAAGUCUCAGCAGUCAGGGAUCCAAACAGCCGCAGGAUAAUGGCACCAACAAAGAAGGGUAUCAUAGAGCGUCUUAAUGCUGGAGAGAUUGUCAUCGGCGAUGGAGGGUUUGUGUUUGCCCUGGAGAAGAGAGGAUACGUGAAGGCUGGACCCUGGACCCCCGAGGCUGCAGCAGAGUACCCAGAAGCAGUGCGUCAGCUCCACAGGGAGUUCCUGCGGGCUGGAGCCAACAUCAUGCAGACCUUCACCUUCUAUGCCAGUGAUGACAAGUUGGAGAACAGAGGCAACAAGCUCAGCUAUACCGGAGCUCAGAUCAACGAGGCCGCUUGCGACCUGGCUCGGGAGGUGGCCAAUGAGGGUGACGCUCUGGUGGCAGGAGGAGUGUCCCAGACUCCAUCCUACCUGAGCUGCAAGAGUGGGACAGAGGUGAAAGCUAUCUUUAAGAAACAGCUGGACGUGUUCACCAAGAAGAAUGUCGACUUCCUUAUAGCUGAGUACUUUGAGCAUGUUGAAGAGGCUGUGUGGGCUGUUGAAGUUCUGAAGGAGACGGGGAAGCCCGUGGCUGUAAGCCUUUGCAUCGGACCUGAGGGAGACAUGCAUGGUGUCUCACCUGGAGAGUGUGCUGUCAGGCUCGUCAAAGCCGGUGCCCAGAUUGUGGGAGUCAACUGUCACUUUGACCCCCUGACCUGUGUGAAGACUGUCAAGAUGAUGAAGGAGGGAGUGGAGAAGGCCGGACUCAAGGCUCACUACAUGGUGCAGCCGCUGGCUUACCACACUCCAGACUGCAACUGUCAAGGAUUUAUCGAUCUGCCAGAAUUCCCCUUUGGUCUAGAACCCAGGAUCCUGACCCGCUGGGAUAUGCACAAGUAUGCCAGAGAGGCCUACAAUGCUGGCAUCCGCUUUAUUGGUGGCUGCUGUGGGUUUGAGCCUUAUCAUAUAAGGGCUGUGGCAGAGGAGCUGGCCCCAGAGAGGGGCUUCCUCCCUGCUGCAUCAGAGAAACAUGGAGUAUGGGGUGCUGGUCUGGAGAUGCACACCAAACCCUGGGUCAGAGCCAGAGCCCGCCGUGAUUACUGGGAGAGCCUGAAGCCAGCCUCUGGCCGUCCCCUGUGUGCGUCCUUGUCAUCCCCAGAUAGCUGGGGUGUUACCAGGGGCGACGCUGAACUCAUGCAGCAGAAAGAGGCCACCUCCAAGGACCAAUUGAAACAGCUGUUUGGCAGGUCAAAGACUCACUGAGUGUUUCCCACCGGAAAACGGUUGAGAGACAAGCAGUUGCGUGAAGCAGCUAACACAAUGUGGUGGACAGUUUUGUAUAAACCAAGCGAUAAUUUCUAACUUGAGACUGCACUGCUCUAAACAUCUGUGUCUUGGAAAAAUGAGGCCACAAUGUCUCAGAUUAGGGGUUUCCUCCAUGUUGAAAAAGGGACCUAUUUGUUUUCCAUUAUCCUGCAACAGUCUGUUAAAUGAAAUAAUAUCAAAUAAAACGCAAAUUGGUUACUUGA
Girardinichthys multiradiatus is the source of this 1568-nucleotide messenger RNA. RefSeq names its product betaine--homocysteine S-methyltransferase 1. NCBI's taxonomy places the organism in Eukaryota, Metazoa, Chordata, Actinopteri, Cyprinodontiformes, Goodeidae. The coding region runs from base 109 to 1302 and encodes 397 amino acids. The transcript is spliced from 8 exons. Gene Ontology annotation, molecular function: betaine-homocysteine S-methyltransferase activity; zinc ion binding. The record is from RefSeq and is a predicted model, not a curated record.